UUCCGGCCUUUGUAGUCUAUCGUUCUCUGGGCUGCGGUUGCCAAUGAUACAGAGGUGAUGUGAUCUGGGUUACGUGGCUUUUUCUCUCACUGAUGCCUCGAUCUCAGGAUUUCCAGAGGAAAAGAUCAAGGGGGAAUUAUCAAGACUAGAUUCUUUUCUGAAUGGCCACAACCAUGGCCCUUCAGACUACAGAGAUGCAGGAGGGACCUCUGACAAUGAAGGUAAAGGAAGAAGAAGACCAUUCAUGUGGGCCAGAAUCAGGCCUGUUAAGAAAUAACUCUCAUACCACAGAGAUCUUUCGUAGACGUUUCAGGCAGUUCUGUUAUCAAGAGACGCCUGGGCCUCGGGAGGCUCUUCGAAGACUCCGAGAGCUCUGCCAUCAAUGGCUGAGACCAGAGAUGCACACCAAGGAGCAGAUCCUGGAGCUCCUGGUGCUAGAGCAGUUCCUGACCAUCUUGCCUGAGGAGCUUCAGGCAUGGGUGAGAGAGCACCGCCCUGUGAGUGGAGAGGAGGCAGUGACUGUGCUGGAGGACUUGGAGCGAGAGCUGGACGAGCCAGGAGAACAGGUCCUGACCCAUGCUCAUGAGCAGGGAGAAUUCAUAAAGGAGACGGCAAGUCUAGGAGCAGCUCAGGAGUCAUCAAGUGGCCAUUUCCAAACCUUGGAGGAGCAGCUUCCAUGUAACUUGCAAGAGGUGUGCCCGGUUCAGGAGAUUGAUGGCAAGGCUAGGACUUGGAAUGUGGAGUUAGCCCCAAAAAGGAAGAUUUCUAAGGAAAUAAAAUCUCUUGUACAAGUUUCUGGAAAACUGAAUGGUGAUAUUACUCAGAUGCCUGAAUGUGGAGACACCUGUGACCAGGAGGGCAGAUUGGAAAGGCAACGAGGAAGCUCUUCAGCAGACAGACCCUAUAUCUGUGGCGAAUGUGGAAAAAGCUUCACCCAGAAUUCUAUCCUUAUCGAGCACCAGAGAACUCACACGGGUGAGAAGCCCUAUGAAUGUGAUGAGUGUGGGAGAGCCUUCAGCCAGCGGUCAGGCUUAUUCCAGCACCAGAGACUCCAUACUGGGGAGAAGCGCUACCAGUGCAGCAUCUGUGGCAAAGCCUUUAGCCAGAAUGCUGGGCUUUUCCAUCAUCUCAGAAUCCACACUGGGGAAAAACCUUACCAGUGUAAUCAGUGCAAUAAGAGCUUUAGUCGGCGUUCUGUUCUCAUUAAACAUCACAGAAUUCACACUGGAGAGAGACCUUAUGAAUGUGAAGAAUGUGGCAAGAACUUCAUUUACCACUGCAACCUCAUUCAGCAUCGGAAAGUCCACCCUGUGGCUGAAUCCAACUAACACCUUGGAACAGGCUUCCUCCUUCUCCUUGGGCCUCCCUAUGCCCUGAGACACAAUAAUAUUGAAAUGAGGCCAGCUAAUAACCCUACAGUGGCCUCUAAGCAGUCAAGUAAAAGGAAGACUCUCAUGUCUCCCAUUUUAAAUCAAAAGCUAGAAAAUAUUAAAAGUAGUAAAGAAAGCAAGUCAAAAGCUGAGACAAGCUGAAAGAUAAGCCUCUUGUACCAGUUAACCAAGUUUCAAAUGCAAAGGGAAAGUUCUUGAAAGAAAUUAAAAGUGCUACUCCAGUGAACACAUAAAUAUUAGUAAUAAGAAAUCAAAACAGCCUUAUUGCUGAUAUGGAGAAAGUUUGAGUGGUCUGGAUAGAAGAUCAAACAAGCUUCAACAUUCUGUUAAGAAAAAGCCUAAUCCAGAACAAGGCCCUAACUCUCUUUAAUUCUAUGAGGACUGAGAGGUGAGGAAGAUG
This is a messenger RNA of Microcebus murinus (gray mouse lemur), 1791 nucleotides long. The record is from RefSeq and is a predicted model, not a curated record. NCBI's taxonomy places the organism in Eukaryota, Metazoa, Chordata, Mammalia, Primates, Cheirogaleidae.